AUGGUCUCUCUCUGGAACACGGCGUCUUUGAUGGGCCUCUUCGGCGUCGGUUUGGGCGCGUAUGGCGCUCACGGGCUCACAAAACGCGUCAAGGAUCCGCACUUGCUGAAGUCUUGGUCAACAGCAAGUUACUAUCUGAUGUUUCACGCUGCUGCUCUUAUGGCCAUCUCCCUCCAUCCAAAGUAUAGUCAACGUUGGAGUGCUCCACUUAUUGCUACGGGCUGCACCAUGUUCUCUGGCAGCAUUUUUGGCCUCGUUCUCCUCCCUAAACACUUUGCCUCCAUUCGACGCGUCCUGGGUCCCGUAACCCCGCUGGGAGGGCUCACCAUGAUGGCCGGCUGGGCUACUAUGCUAGUGUAA
This is a messenger RNA of Schizosaccharomyces japonicus yFS275, 360 nucleotides long. RefSeq names its product DUF423 protein. The coding region runs from base 1 to 360 and encodes 119 amino acids. The record is from RefSeq and is a predicted model, not a curated record. The transcript has 2 exons. Gene Ontology annotation, cellular component: membrane. NCBI's taxonomy places the organism in Eukaryota, Fungi, Ascomycota, Schizosaccharomycetes, Schizosaccharomycetales, Schizosaccharomycetaceae.